Molecule: messenger RNA, 450 nt
Organism: Yamadazyma jaroonii
Lineage: Eukaryota; Fungi; Ascomycota; Pichiomycetes; Serinales; Debaryomycetaceae
Source: the annotation of a GenBank genome assembly
AUGGAUGAAACUGAUAAACCUGAUGAAAUACUUAAACAAGUUCCAUUGAUUAAAAACCCCAUAUUUCAAACCCCGAAAUCAAUCACUUUAAAUACCAACUAUAAUCAACUUUUGCCUAAUCUUGCCAAUUCCAAACCUCCAAAGAUUAACUUAUCAUCCAAAGAUUUAGAAAACUGGAUAGGAGAAAUAGAGAAAUUGAAAAAAGAUUAUCAACAGCAUGAUGAAAAGUAUAGUCAAUGGUUGAAGAGUCAGAAAUUACACAUAGCUCCGGGAUUGGAUUCUAUAAUGACUCCCAAACAUAAGGAACUUCACGAAAGACACGACAAAGACAAUAAGAUAGACACAGACAACAAUAAUCAUGACAAAGAGGAUCACUUCAAGGACGAUCAUCAACACACAGACGACAUUAAUGACUUGGAUAAAAUAUUCGGUAAGGCUAGAAUUGAAUAA